This is a messenger RNA of Pan troglodytes (chimpanzee), 4159 nucleotides long. It is a transcript of the gene PEA15, whose product is annotated as proliferation and apoptosis adaptor protein 15. The record is from RefSeq and is a predicted model, not a curated record. The transcript is spliced from 4 exons. Gene Ontology annotation, biological process: negative regulation of extrinsic apoptotic signaling pathway via death domain receptors; MAPK cascade. Bases 1880 to 2272 code for a protein of 130 amino acids. Gene Ontology annotation, molecular function: protein binding. NCBI's taxonomy places the organism in Eukaryota, Metazoa, Chordata, Mammalia, Primates, Hominidae.
GAGCGGCGCUGGGCUCGGGCUCCGGCUCCGCGGGCGGAAGAGGCGGCGGCGGCGGCAGAAGCGGCGGCGGCGGCGGCGGGAGCCGAGGAGGAGGUUCCGGACGCUGCUUAGGAACCGGGGACUCAGGAGUGCCCGCGCCCUGAGCGCUCAGCUCCAGAGGCGGUGAGAGGGGCGGAGAGGAGACAUGUCGCGGGGAAGGGGCAGAUUUGGGGGUCUAGGCUUGGAGGGGCAACGAUCUGGGACACCGGGGGCCAGACGGGGAGUGUGGGGACCCCGGACGAGUCCACUUUGUGUCAGGCCUCACGGGGUCCGUCCCUCGGUCGGUGCGUCCCGAGCGCCGAGCGUGUGCUGGAGGCGGCGUGGCUCCGGCCAGCCCGUUCCACGCUGAACGGCAGUUUGGGAGUCGGACCGGGGCCUGUGGAUUAGGAUGCAGCCUGCUUCCCGCCCAGCCGGCUCGGCCAGGCCAGCGCCCGCCCCUCCCUCCCCGCUCAGGCUUCGGACUCGCCUCCGCUGGCGGUCUCCCGGCCCAGCCCUGUCUCGGUUCCGCGGGCGGCUGGUACCAUGUGCCCUCACCCCCAGCUCACUGCACCUGGGGAAGAGGUGGGCUUGGCGGAAAGCUUGUCCAGAGGGAAGGAGGAGCUGGGGGUGUAGAGAAGUGAUGUAUAUCUAACGUAAAAACCCUUAUUAAUUUCAUAUAAUCCGUGUCAAAACUGACAGGGAAACACGCACACCUAUAAGGCACGCCAGCACACACAGUGACACACACCCAUGUGACUUAUACACAUAGUCUAGCACACUCCAAAUCACAAACGUCCCUGGACUACGCAUCCGGCCGCCCACCACACCCCCACUCUGUGGGGUGGGGCAUCCCAUGAGGAGUCUUCUGAACUGCGGGCUCCAAGUCAUCAGUCCGACAGGACAGCUGAGUGGACAGAAAGGGCCACUGUCCCCAAAUCCAUCCUGAUUUUCUGGCAGCUUUUCCCAGCCCCAUGGUUUCAAAUUGUUCCUCUUUAAAACUGUGGGGAAAGAUGGGAGAAAAUCUUGGUCUCAUUCCUCUAAAACAAGGAGACAGGAUUUUGCAGACUAAUGAGGGUAGGGGCUUCUGGUGGCUUCUCUUCCUGGGUCCAGUUAGGGCUUAGCGUGCUGGGAGUGGCUAGUUUCUGGGUAAGAGUGGCCAAGGGAUGGAGGAGGAGGGGGUGGAAGAAACGGAGACGAAAAAGAAUGGGUAUGAGUCAGCCAAGAAUGGAACCCAAGUCAGAGAGAGAAUGAGAGGAAUGUGUGUGAGAAGCAGACAGACAUCUCCAGAGAGGUCCAGAGAUAGUCAGGGAACCAGGGAGAGGGAGGAAGUGAGAGAAAGAGAUGGUCAGAGAAGUGCAAAGAGUGUUUGAGAGUGCACUAAACAAAUUAGGGAGGAUGAAGGUUGGGGGAGACCACUGGGAGUUAGGGAAAGCGGUAUGUGUGUCUGGGCCCCAGGCUGUCAGAGCGAUUAGCUUUAAUUGCUCUUCCCUUUGUGGUUAAAUACUCCAUUGGGGAAAUUGCCAGUGAUGCCCUAGGCUGCAGGCUUCCCUGGUUGCCUACUUCCUCAAUUCCGUUCCCAUCAUGUGUGGAUGUAUUAUCAUGCAUGAAGAGGGUCACAGAAUCACAGAGCGCCUCACUCUCUCACACAGAUCCUCACGCACAAUGUCAUGAUGGAUAUCUUCACCAGCUGGUAGGCAGCCAACCACUGAAUCUCCAAGCCACUCCCACCAAACUUACUCUGUCUUUUGUAGCAGGGAUGCUCACCCCUUCCUAAUUGCAGCUCCGAAUAUUCAGAUGGGGACAGUGAAGCACAGAUCUCAGGAGUCCUAAGUAUUCAUGGCUACCACUAAGUUGGAUAGUCAUGGCUGAGUACGGGACCCUCCUGCAAGACCUGACCAACAACAUCACCCUUGAAGAUCUAGAACAGCUCAAGUCGGCCUGCAAGGAAGACAUCCCCAGCGAAAAGAGUGAGGAGAUCACUACUGGCAGUGCCUGGUUUAGCUUCCUGGAGAGCCACAACAAGCUGGACAAAGACAACCUCUCCUACAUUGAGCAUAUCUUUGAGAUCUCCCGCCGUCCUGACCUACUCACUAUGGUGGUUGACUACAGAACCCGUGUGCUGAAGAUCUCUGAGGAGGAUGAGCUGGACACCAAGCUAACCCGUAUCCCCAGUGCCAAGAAGUACAAAGACAUUAUCCGGCAGCCCUCUGAGGAAGAGAUCAUCAAAUUGGCUCCCCCACCGAAGAAGGCCUGAGCAAGGGGGAGGAAGAGGAGGAAGGUUGGACCUUCAUCAGACCACUCCCUUCCCCCAUCCUCCAGGAGAGGGGGCAAGGGCAACCCACCAUCUACCCACUUACUAACCUGGUCCUAACCCCCUUAUUGUGCGCGUGUGUGUGCGUGUGCGCACGCUCUGGCUGUUUGUCUAUAUGUCUAGCUCAUCUAGUUCCUCUUCUUAAGGGGAUGGGGGUCAGGGGCUAGGGGAGGGGGCUGAGUUUCCCCACUUUAGGAGGAGGUGGGGGCUAUUUCUAUGCAAAUAGAAAUCAGCACAUUCCUCCUACUUCCCUUUCCUCCACUCCCCCCAUAUCUUUAAAGUGUGGAAGCAGAAAGGACCUGCAUUUUCCUACAUUGAGGAGCUGACAUAGGGGUAAGGUAUGGGAGAGGUAGGUGAAUCCAGGGAAAAGCAGUGGGGAGGGAAGGCAAAGAGACCACUCAUCCCCCACCUGGAAGGGGCAAAGAAAAGCCAGAGUUCCAUGUUUGUACUCCUGUGCUGGACUAGCUGUUUCCUGAGUACCAGCAGGUCCCUUUUUGCCUCUCAUGGGCCUAGCAUAGGUAUGAGCCAGGGAUCCUUUCCUGGUCCCUAAGAUCAAACCCCAUGGAGCAGCCAGCAUUAGAUGCCCCCACCCACCUGUACUCUGGAGAGACUGUGCUGGGAACAUGUACCACUGAGCCUGAGAUGGGGAUGAGGGCAGAGAGAGGGGAGCCCCCUCUUCCACUCAGUUGUUCCUACUCAGACUGUUGCACUCUAAACCUAGGGAGGCUGAAGAAUGAGACCCUUAGGUUUUAACACGAAUCCUGACACCACCAUCUAUAGGGUCCCAACUUGGUUAUUGUAGGCAACCUUCCCUCUCUCCUUGGUGAAGAACAUCCCAAGCCAGAAAGAAGUUAACUACAGUGUUUUCCUUUGCACCGAUCCCCACCCCAAUUCAAUCCCGGAAGGCACUUAGGAAACCCUUCUUUACUAGAUAUCCUGGCCCCCUGGGCUUGUGAACACCUCCUAGCCACAUCACUACAGUACAGUGAGUGACCCCAGCCUCCUGCCUACCCCAAGAUGCCCCUCCCCACCCUGACCGUGCUAACUGUGUGUACAUAUAUAUUCUACAUAUAUGUAUAUUAAAACUGCACUGCCAUGUCUGCCCUUUUUUGUGGUGUCUAGCAUUAACUUAUUGUCUAGGCCAGAGCGGGGGUGGGAGGGGAAUGCCACAGUGAAGGGAGUGGCAGAAUCAAAUUGCUACAUAGUCCAAACAAAAAAGAAAGCUUUUUCAAAAAAACAUUAAAUUCACAUGCAGUCUCAGAGAUUAUUUAGACAAAGUUCAAGUUAGGAGCUUUUAGGAUGUGGGAGUAAAACUUUAAUGGGAGGGGAGGGCUGGCUGCUGGAAGAAGGAAGAAGCCAGACUGGUUAGACAGUACUCUUAACUCCUAGCCCAGCCUAGCGUGCCCUGCCCCUCUGGCCACUGCUGCAGACACCUGCCUUAACACACACACCUCUAGGACUCCACAGUUUUGCCUUAAAGGACCUUCCCAAGUCUCCCUUUCCCUGUCUGGCUUCUCCCUUAAGAAGAGAGAGAUACUUGUAGAAUUGGGUGGGGGGAAUGAGCAUGAACUGUCCUUCCAUUUGGGAUAUGUUACAUUAGAGUGAGAGAGAGAAUAAGGAGCCUUUCUUAUGGAAGAAAUGGGAGAAGAGAGACAGGGUUCUUUUCAGCAGAGUCUAGUAGUUUCUCUGUAAGGCAAAAUAAUCUAAAAAGACUAACCUGCCCACCCACUCCUUAUAUUGCUGUGAGAUUGCCCCUAUCUUGUGCUCUUCUGUCUGCAGUGUGCACGGCCUUGUUCUAACCCGGAAUAAAGGUGAUUGAUUGUAUUGCAA